UUGGGGGGCUCAGCUCCUGAACUUUCUGCACGCUUUCCUCACCAACGUGGCCAUUUGCCACCUGAACUUUUGGCUCUUGAAGGGAGGCGGUUUGUCUUUGAUGUCCAACUUCCAAAACCAAUGUAUUUCGGGCGGGGCCCCGCUGAAUUUACAGUCCUCUCUGUUGUAGAGCAGAAUCAGCCUCCAGUACCUCGCCCUUCGCAACGUCUGCCACCGAGUGCAUCUGUUUCGACAACCCCACCUCGGUCCGUCAAUACUGUUUCCACUUCCCAUUCCUCACCCAGCCAUGCACUGUCUCCUUCGCUUGCACCAACACGGCCAUUGCCCGCCUCACCUUCUGUUGCUUCUGCAAGCGGAUCUGUCUCUGGGUUUGCAUCACCGGUGCAUGGGCCGGGAACAAGAAAUGUUAUGUUAGCUCCUUCUCCGUCACAUGCAGCGUAUUCCAACAUUUCCUAUGCAAGGCCAAGAGAUGCGUUCGUGCCUUGUCCUCCUGCUUCACAGUCCCCAGAUAGGCUUGCUGGAGUUUCGCAAACUCCUGUCUCCUCAACAAAGAACGAUCGAAAGCGCUCAAGAAAAACAACUCCGCGCAAAGCUGAAGCUAAAUCAAGGCAUGAUGGAGUUUCGCAAUCUCCUGUCUGCUCACCAAAGAGCGAUCGGAAGCGGUCAAGGAAAACAACUCCACGCAAAGUCGAAGCUAAAUCAAGAGAGCGUUGUCAUUCGUCAGGAUCUGAUGAGGUCCAUCCAUUUCAUGCUGUUCGGAAGACUAAAAACCGUCCUGCCCGUUCGAGGGACAUUGAAUUUAGCCCCGUUCAAUCAGAAAACUCGCCGGACCAGCCUCAUUCGACUAGACGCCGACGGUUGGUUACUCAUUCAGUUGAAGUUAGUGCUCCUGCUGGUCCUGAUGCCAGCAUUGGCGACACUUGUGAACUAGAUGAUCCAGUUUCGGAUCAGGAUGGAUCACCAUGUCAUGAGAAUUUUGUCUCUGCUUCGCUUGAUGAACCUCAUCUUGAUGCUUUGGAUACACAGCCGUCCAUUACCGAAGCUUCCACUCCUUCCAGAGCACAGCGUGUUCGCACACCGUCGCGCAAGGCCAUUGAGUCAUCGGCGCAGGAAUCUGCCAAAAAAAAGAACACCCCAAAGUCUUCGCGCAAGGAACGUGCCAAGAAGCAGCUUUUCACAAAUUAGCCUUCACUUUCGUCGUUCGAUGUUACUCACCUUCUGCUACUUAAAUUGUACCUGAUUCCUGGAAUACUUUAGCUGCCUUGCUUGAAUGCUGGUACUUCAUUUUGGUUUUGCACUCGUCUCUGC
Molecule: messenger RNA, 1308 nt
Organism: Linum tenue
Lineage: Eukaryota; Viridiplantae; Streptophyta; Magnoliopsida; Malpighiales; Linaceae
Source: the annotation of a GenBank genome assembly